AUGGAGGACGACAGAAGAAUGCAACAGCUUAACACGCGAAGGACGACUCUGCUCGCUUCGAUCAACCGAGCUGAUCAGUUCCUCCAAGGAUAUGAAGCCGACCGGGAUGUUUUGGAGCUGAAUCUGAGAAUCGAAAACCUGGAAGUGUUGUGGCAGGGACUGGAAGAAGCACAAGCCGAGCUGGAGGAGCUGGAAACCACAAACGAAGGGAUGGCCAUGCUUGAAACGCCGCGAAUGAGGGAAGAAUCCGCCGUCGCUUUGCAUGGACUUGUGGACGAGUUCGAGAGGCACACGAAAGUGUUGAAGCAGUUAGGAUCAGCACCAAACACUAGUCCCUUUGGUAAACAAAAAAGGGCCUACCCGUUAAAAUUGGCCACCCACGCCGUUACUGAAGACUCUACAGAAAAGGUGAAUGCUGUCAACCGUCCAGGGGUUCCGUGGCGUCAGUUUAAACGAAUGUCUCUCACAGAACGGUUGAAUAUGGUCAAUCAGAGACGUCUUUGCUUCAAUUGUUUACGCGGCGAUCAUUAUGUUGGAAGCUGCCCAAGUAAAAUCGGCUGCCGCACCUGCGAGAAGCGUCAUCAUACUACCCUGCACCCUGGUUACGUUGAAUGCCCGUCUAAAAGUAAUUCAGCACAGACCUCAAUUGCAACCGGAAAUCGUUUGCAGUCCAUAGUCCAAACGAAUGUCACGACAGCUUGCAACGUUAGUCUUAUUGAUGUACAGCUAUCCACAUUUUCAGCCCAAGUGAUGCGGACGAACCAUAUGUUCAUGUUGACAGUUGUUCUCAUCAUCGUCGAUGCUUACGGUCAGGAGCAUCUAGCCAGGGCACUACUCGACUCUGCUUCCCAACCAAAUGUCAUUACGGAACGUAUGGCACAGAUACUAAGACUUAAGCGUAAGAAGGUGAAUGUACAGUUACAGGGACCUGGAGGAAUCGCAAUACGAGCUUCUGAUACAGUAUUCACACAAAUCCGUUCUCGAAAGGAAGAUUUUACCCGUGAUGUUGAAUUUCUAGUGUUACCCCAAGUCACAGCGGAUCUGCCAGAGCAAGAUGUACCUGUUAUUGAUUGGAACAUUCCUAAGGAUCUUUUUAUGGCGGAUCCGCAUUUCUACAUGCGAGGAAAAAUUGAUAUGAUCAUCGGCCUGCCUCACUUUUUUGCGUGUUUCAAAACACCCGCUCGCAUUCGCUUAUCGAACGACCUUCCCGAGAUGGUGGACAGCGUUUUCGGUUGGAUUGUUGCUGGUUCCGGUGAUUUGGUUUCCGUUACUCCAGAUUUAGUAAAAUGCCACACUACAACCGUGUGUUUAACCACGCUGGAGGAAAAUUUGGAACGGUUUUGGAACAUUGAAGAAUUGCCGUCGCGAUCCGAUUACUCAAUGGAAGAAAGGGAGUGCGAGCAGCACUAUUCAUCUACUGUUGAAAGGGACAGUACUGGUCGCUAUACCGUGCGUAUUCCGCGCCAUCCAGACUUCGAUACAAUGCUAGGAGAGUCCAAGUCAUCAGCACUACGACGAUUCAAAUUGUUAGAACGGAGGCUAGAACGUGACACCCGAUUAAAAGUCGAAUACCAUAGAUUUAUGCAGGAGUACAUCACAUUGGGCCAUAUGAGACUUCUGCAACCGUCCGAACAGUCUGCUAAUAAAUGCCUUUACCUUCCACAUCAUCCAGUCAUCAAACACUCCAGCACGACGACUAAGGUACGCGUCGUCUUCGAUGGCUCCGCCAAGACAUCAACGGGGUUCUCGCUGAAUGAUGCACUCCGCGUUGGACCGGUUGUACAGGACGACCUACUCUCGAUUGUUCUUCGAUUUAGAACGUUUCCAGUUGCAGUUGUAGCAGACAUCGCCAAAAUGUACCGUCAAGUGCUAGUGCAUUCGGAUGACACUCCAUACCAGCGCAUUUUUUGGAGAUUUGGUGAUUCAGGGCCCAUUCAAGCGUACGAGUUAUUAACCGUAACUUAUGGCCUCGCCCCGUCUUCAUUUUUGGCAACUCGUACACUUCAACAAUUAGCCCGGGAUGAAGGUGCUGCAUAUCCCAUGGCUGCACAAACUCUCCAGAAGGGGUUCUAUGUGGAUGAUUGUCUAGGAGGUGCCCAAUCAAUCGACGAAGCUUUGCAAUUACGAGAGGAACUGGACAGUUUGCUCACCAAAGGCGGAUUCACUCUGCGAAAGUGGACAUCUAACAAGCUCGAAAUACUGCAAGGACUUGAACCGGACCAGAUCGGUACACAAUCCGCACUAAUGUUUGCACCAGAAGAAUCAAUAAGCGCCCUAGGCAUUGGAUGGGAACCGGAAACCGACAAAUUACGUUUUGAUUCGAAAAUUGAUCGAGAGGCCGUAGCUGACACCAAGCGAAAAAUUUUGUCAUCAAUUUCACAAUUAUUUGAUCCACUGGGGUUGAUCGCUCCAGUAGUAAUUCGAGGAAAAAUGCUAAUGCAGGAAUUAUGGCUGCUGCACUGCGAUUGGGACGAUUCUGUACCAGAUAUCGUGCAAGAAAAGUGGAACCAAUAUCAGCAACAACUUCCUAAGAUAGCUGAAUACACAGUAGAUCGCUACGCAUUCCUGCCAAAUUCGAAAGUCCAACUGCAUACUUUCUCGGACGCCUCAGAAAGUGCAUAUGGAGCAUGCGUUUACGCGAGGUCCAUCGACAAUCACGGUAAUAUCAGGGUCCAACUGCUAGCAUCGAAAUCUCGCGUGGCACCUUUAAAACGCAUCACGCUUCCCAGGCUCGAGCUAUGCGCAGCCGUCGUCGGAUCUCAGCUUUUCUCGCACGUUGUGAAGGCACUACAAAUGGAAGUUUCAGAUGCCCGGUUUUGGUCCGAUUCGACGAUAACAAUUCAAUGGCUUCAGGCGCCUCCACAUACUUGGAAAACAUUUGUCGCCAACAGAGUUUCUGAGAUACAAGCCAACACUCAUGGGUAUCGAUGGAGCCAUAUAGCUGGCAACGAAAACCCAGCUGAUUUAGUUUCCCGUGGAAUGAGUGUGGAGGAAUUUCUUGCAAGUUACCUUUGGAAGUAUGGUCCAGAAUGGCUUCGACUUUCAGAAAAGCAUUGGCCGGAGACUGCUCCUAUUCCUGCGGUUUUAGAUAACGUCGAAAUUCGUAGAGUCGUCGCUCCUAUAUUACGCACCAAACCAUUCACUAAUCCAAUUUUCUGCCGGUAUUCGUCAUUCAGCAAACUCGUUCGUGUAGCGGCCCACUGCCUCAGAUUUGUUCGUAAUAUUCGCGAAAAGGCGCGAGCGCAACCUCAGGACAGUACGGUUCAAGGCGCCGGUAAAUUAUUGACGACUCAACAAUUAAGUGAUGCUGAAAUUCGCUUGAUUCAGCUCGCCCAAAUCGACGCAUUUAAGCAGGAAAUAAACGAUCUGAAAACCAAGAGGGUACGAUACGAAUUCAUUUCGCGCCGUGGAUUGCCAAAGCACAUCCAUUCCGAUAACGGCAAAAAUUUUGAAGGUGCCAGAAAUGAGCUGAGGGACUUGUACCUGAUGUUGCAGAAUGAUCGAGUGAUGGAAGCGAUCCAGUCGCAUUUGUCCAAUAAAGGAAUAACCUGGCACAUGACUCCUCCAAAGGCACCUCACUUUGGAGGCCUUUGGGAAGCGGCAGUCAAAGUUGCUAAAAAACAUCUCCAACGCCAACUAGGAAAUGUUCGAUUGUCGUUUGAAGACAUGGCCACAGUAUUGUCGCAAAUCGAAGCAAGUAUGAAUUCGCGACCAUUAACACCGAUGUCUGAGGACCCGAGCGAUUUCACUGCUUUAACCCCAGGGCACUUUUUAAUUGGAUCCUCGAUGCACGCACUUCCAGAACCCGAUAUACACUGCAUGGCCAGUAGCCGUUUAGAUCACUAUCAGCGAAUUCAGCAACUACAUCAACAAUUUUGGCACCGGUGGAGAACGGAAUACCUGCAGGAGCUUCAAAGGGACCAUAAAAUUUGCAAUGCAAACACGGAAAUUCUCCCGGGACGACUGGUGCUCAUCGUGGACGAAUGUCAGGCUCCCCUGAAGUGGCCGCUUGCCAGAAUCUUGGAGAUCCACCCAGGAGAAGACGAUUUGACUCGUGUAGUCACUCUGAAAACCAGUAAAGGAAUCAUAAAACGACCGAUCGUGAAAAUUUGUUUGUUGCCGAUAGAUCCUGCUGAACCGACUAAUCCUGAAACGAUGCUAGAAACGAUUCAUCAGGAAACGACGACACCGUUGAGCAGAAACCCCGAUUUAUAA
Messenger RNA from Topomyia yanbarensis, 4215 nucleotides. RefSeq lists its product as uncharacterized. The record is from RefSeq and is a predicted model, not a curated record. Gene Ontology annotation, biological process: DNA integration. The transcript has 5 exons. Gene Ontology annotation, molecular function: nucleic acid binding. The coding region runs from base 1 to 4215 and encodes 1404 amino acids. NCBI's taxonomy places the organism in Eukaryota, Metazoa, Arthropoda, Insecta, Diptera, Culicidae.